Messenger RNA from Megalops cyprinoides (Indo-Pacific tarpon), 3332 nucleotides. RefSeq names its product NOP14 nucleolar protein homolog (yeast) (gene nop14). The coding region runs from base 137 to 2755 and encodes 872 amino acids. Gene Ontology annotation, cellular component: Noc4p-Nop14p complex; nucleolus; small-subunit processome. The transcript has 19 exons. Gene Ontology annotation, biological process: maturation of SSU-rRNA. The record is from RefSeq and is a predicted model, not a curated record. Lineage: Eukaryota; Metazoa; Chordata; Actinopteri; Elopiformes; Megalopidae.
UGGCCCGGCAACGUGGGUCAACCUGAUCGUCCCCAUGUUAUUUUAAACAUUAUUUAUCCUUAUUAUAUGGCUUAAUUAAGCUACAGCAGUGAUAUAUUUUGUUUAUUCGAGCUUCGGCCGUUACAGGAAAUUACAGAUGGGGAAGCCACAGAAAAAGAACAGUCUGUCGGAUAAAGUCCGCCGGACAAAAACUUCCACGGAGAUCAAGAACAACCCCUUCGAGGUGAAGAUCAACAGAAAGAAGUUUGACAUUCUUGGUCGGAAGAGCAAGCACGAUGUUGGUCUUCCAGGAGUGUCCAGGUCGAAGGCCAUUAAAAAGCGCAAAGAAACCUUACUGAAGGAAUACAAACAGAAAGACAAGUCUAAUAAGUUCAUUGACAGGCGGUUUGGUGAAUAUGAUACUAAAAUGGCUCCAGAAGACAAAAUCUUGAAGAGGUUUGCCAUGGAGAGACAGCGUGUACAUGAGAAGAAGGACAUCUACAACUUGAAUGAAGAAGAGGAGCUGACCCAUUAUGGCCAGUCCCUGGCGGAAAUUGAGAAGCUCAAUGAUGUGUUGGACUCAGACAGUGAAUCUGAGGAAAAAGGCCUGCUUUCUGCGGAGCUCACUGCGUCGCACUUUGGUGGGGGAGGGGGCCUGCUGAGAAAGAAGACUCCAGGAGAGAAAGAUGAUGAGGGAAGCCAAAAGCCAAAGUCCCGCCAGGAGCUGAUUGAGGAGCUGAUCAUGAAGUCCAAGCAGGAGAAGAGAGAACGGCAGAACCAGAAGGAAGAAGCUCAGGAGCUGACGGAGAAGCUGGACCAAGAGUGGAAGUCCAUCCAGGGUCUUUUGUCCCACAAAGUCCCCAAAUCAGAGCGCAAGGAGGAUGAACAGAAGCCCAAGCUGGAUGAGUACGAUGUGAUGGUGCGGGAGCUGGGCUUUGAGAUGAAGGCUCAGCCCUCGGAGAAGAUGAAGACCCCGGAGGAGGUGGCGCGGGAGGAGAGGGAGCGGCUGCAGAAGCUGGAGGCUGAUCGGCUGCGCAGGAUGCAAGGCGACUUUGAGGAGGAAGGUGCCAAGAAGGUGGCUCACCUGUCUGCUGACGACCUGAACGACGGUUUCAUCCUGGACAAGGAAGACAAGCACAUGCUCUCCUAUCAGGAUGGGAGGUGGAAUAUAGAGGAGGAGAUGGAGAAGGAGGAAGGGGAGGAAGAUGAUGGUGAGGAAGGAGAGAGCAGUCAGGAGGAGGAGGAGGAGGAAGAGGAGGAGGGGGAGUCAGAUGCAGAGAGUGAGGAUGAGGAGGAGGAGGAGGGCAGCGAUGAAGAGGACAGCCACUCCGACCUGGACUCUGAGGAAGAGAGUGAGCAUGAGGGAGAGGAGGCAGAGGAGCCAGCAGGAAAGGAGACUCCAGCCAAACCUUCCGUCUCUCUGAGCGAGGAGGAGAAACGCGCUCAGCAGGAGGCCGCCAAAGCAGAGCUCCCAUAUACCUUUGCAGCUCCAGAGAGCUAUAGUGACUUGAAGUCUCUAAUCCAUGAACAUUCGCCUGAGAAACAGUGCCUCAUUGUGGAGAGAAUACAGAAGUGCAAUCACCCAAGUCUAGCAGUUGGCAACAAGCUCAAACUACAGAAAUUAUUUGGGUUCCUUCUGGAGUAUAUGGGAGAGCUGGCUACCAGCAGUCCUCCUAAACUUACUACAAUCAGUAAACUCAUCCCGCAGUUAUAUGGCCUCUGCCAGCUGUUCCCGGACGCUGCAUGCAAGGCCAUGCAGACCGUGCUGAAUGACAGUGCUCAUGAAAUGGAAGAGGCUAUAGAGGUCAAAGGUCGUGCGGCUUUCCCAGGCCUAGACAUGCUGGUUUACCUGAAGAUCACUGCUCUUCUGUUCCCCACCUCUGAUUUCCGACACCCUGUUGUCACCCCGGCAAUGGUGUACCUAAUCCAGGCGCUCAGUAAGUGUCCCGUGACCUCGCUGGAGGAUGUGACCUCAGGGCUGGUGCUGUGUUGCCUGGCGCUGGAGUACGUCGCCCUCUCCCAGCGAUUCGUCCCCGAGCUCAUUAACUUCCUCCUGGGCGUGCUGCACCUGGCUGUUCCUGACAAACGAUCGCUGGGCUACCCCGUGGUGCCGCCCUUCAGGGCUGCGGGGAAAAGCUGUGACCUGCUGGUGCUGAGUAACGCGGAGGCGGCAGAGUCAUGGAGCAGGACGCCGCUGCCGCUGUCCAGCGUCAGGGGCCUCAAACUACAGGACGAGCCAGAGAGAGACCGUUACAGGUUGUCAAUGCUGGCUACCUGCCUGGACCUGGUGAAAAGGUGUGCCUCGCUGUAUAAAUCCCUCCCUUCCUUCAGCCCAAUCUUCCAGCCCAUCAGAACCCUGCUAACUAAACAUCUGGCUGUAGAAAGCCACCCUGCACAAAUCAAGGAUCUCCACAGGGAAAUAGUGGAGAUAUUAUCAGGUGUAUCGGUGUCACAUCCUCCCCUUGUGUUUGAUAAAAAGAAGCCCAUUCCUUUAAAACUGUUUACGCCCAAAAUUGUGGAAGUACUGGACUACGGGAAGAAGCGCGGAAGCUCGAAGCAGGAGCGAGAGAGAGAGAGGCUGAAGCACAAAUACAAGAAGGAGUUCAAAGGCGCUCUGCGGGAGAUCCGCAAGGACACCAAGUUCCUGGCCAGGGAGAAGUUGACAGAAAUCAUGAGCCGGGAUGCGGAAAGGAAGAGGAAGGUGAAGGAGCUGUUUGGCAGCCUGGCAACGCAGGAGGGAGAGUGGAAAGCCUUGAAAAGGAGAAAGAAGAAGUGAGACGGCUUUGCACAGAUGGAGAAUCUAUUUUCUCUGACAAGGAGCAAGUGCAGAGAAUACAGGACAGUUGAGCAGCUGGGCAUCAGUCAUUCUGUACUCUGCAGGGGCUUUCAUGCCUUAGUUUUCAAUAAUCAAUUAUUUUUUGUAUCCCAACUAAAUUGGACUCCUUUUCUGUUUUCUAUUAUGGAGAAUUUUUUAAACAUCAGUGAAAAUAUAAAUGCCAAGCAGAAAUCAUUUCCAUAAAACCAGAACUAAACUGGUUUAGAGUCUUUUUUUCCCCCACAAUGGUCUGUACCUCAAUAUGCACCCAAGCCGGUAUCCAGUGUCUUAUUCUGUUGUGAUACAUGUCAAAGUUAAAGACACGGCAUCAGUGUUCACAUCAACUGAUGAUAUGCGAGUGUAGACAUGUAUUACUUUACUGAUUAUUUCUUUUCAACUGUUAAGAGAGGAAUAAAAUCUUUUCAUUUCUGCUCAUGUACAUUUUUUUUCAAUACAGAAGGCUCUUUUAUAUAUUGAACAGCUGACUGACCAUUUUCAUUUCAUUCAACCUUCAGGCCUUCUCACCAAGGCCUUGGCC